AUGGGCUUGGGGGUUGGCGGGCUGCUUCCGCCGGCUACGGGUGCGCAGUGCGUCGAGUACCAGCGAGACCACAGGAAGGACAUCACAGAUGAGGAGCGGGAGGCGUUCGAAGUGCUGUGGGCGCGGGACGCAGAGGACAAUCCGCCAGAGCUCAAGCGGAAGAACCUCAUCGAUUUUGCGCAGUUCGCCCGAGUGAGCGGCGAGAAGGCGCACAGGAGCAAAACGGAGGCGGACGCCCCGAUGACCCACGCGGCCUCCUUCAUCUGGGCGGUUCAGGUGCAGGGCUUUUCGGGUGAGGAGGCUGACGAUUGGAGGCAAGAGCUGAAGAACGACCGCAACAUCGACAGGGAUAGCAAUGGUCCUCGCGGGCGGUUUCAAUUGUACAUCCCCAGCGUGGAGAGGCGCAAAGUGCGAGGCCGUGAACAAUACGAAGACAACCAAGCUGUCGAAGGCAACAAUAAGAACAAGAAGCCGCCAGAGGAGUACCACGCCAUGCUGGAGCGACACGUUCUUCGGCAAGAUGCGUCUUUCGGUGACGGCUUCUUGUCGAUGAGUUCGACGGACGCAAUCGCUGGCAAGAAGCGGCAGAUGGGCGAGGCGGCCAUCGGCGUCGACGAGGGUGACGGCAACAAGCGGGCCAGGACUAGCAAGAGAACGGCCGCUUCCGAUGCCGCGGGCGGCGAGGAUAUAUCAUCGGCCAAGACGAAGGCUUUCGCGAAGUAUGAGAAGGAGGUCGGGGUCGCUUCUGCCAAGCUCUUGGAUGCCACGAAGAAGGGUAAGUCGGCGGCGUCGACGCUGCUGGAGCACCCGAGUCACCUGCGGGCCUCUGACCGCGUGCUGCUGGAACACGCUCGGGUGUUGCAGUUCAAGCACGAGGUUCGCUGGUUCGCGCGUGGCCUGAUCGAGGUCGCGCGACGCCUUUCGGGUGCGGGCGUGGGCCUGAGCAUCGCCAAGUGGAGUUCUCGUGGAUCUGGCGACGCGGCCAGCGCGAGCCGCGCGAGCGAGGCCGAGCUUUCGACGGAGAGGGUGGCCGAGAUACAGGGCAUGACAACGCGCGGCUUCCUGCAGGCGGAGGAAUUCCAGAGGUUCGCGUUCUGGGCGCUGGGCCAGCUGCAGGAGUUCCAGCAGUGCGAUCUGCUCGACUCGCCCAUGGACGAGCUGGAUUUGGCCAGCCUCUUCGAGAUGUCUGGGCCAGCCUUCCGCGAGUACACGUCGAAGGUCGAGACGGUGCUAGCGGUCGCCAGGAUGACCGCAGCAGGCAUUGUCAAGACGGCAGCGGAGAUGGCAGCCCACAUCAGGUCCAAAGCGGGCCAGGCGCAAAAGGAGCAGCGCAAGAAGGAGCAGGAGGCGGCGAGGGCAGAGAUUGCUGCCAUCAGGCAGCGGGCUCAGGAAGCGGCUCGCGCCGUCGCUAGCGCGCGGGCGCGAGGCAGGAGCGGCCCGACCCGGUCGAUCUUCACGGCGGAGCACGCGCUCGCCGAGAUGGUGGAGGUGGUGAAGUGGACGGGCCAGUUCGACGUGGACACGCCUUCCGCGUUCGAGCUUCCAGACGCAGUGCAGAGGGCCUUGGCCGACGCGGACUUCUUGCAGACAUCAGCCGUGUUUGCAGCGCAAUACAAGAGGAUCGAGUCGGUGGCCAGCACGGGCAUCGGGCAGUCCCAGCUUACCGACAAGUGCAAGCAGGCCGUCUCGGACGCCAUGGUGUCUAUGGCUCCCCAGGGCGCGAAGCUUGAUCUGUCCGUGGCGUCUAUUCCAGGUGGCGACCAGUUCGAGGCGCAGUCGUGGCUGUUCGGAUUGUCGCCGCAGAUGCGUCGGGUGGUCUUCACGCCGAACUACGCGGCGUGCUUCAAGGUGUUGCUGGCGUGGCAGUGCGAGCGCCUCCUGAUCGAGCUCGAUUCCAUGCUGAAGGCGGUUCCGGAAGUGUUCCCAGACGUGGCUGCGGAGCAGGAGUUGACGGAGUCGGUCGGCAAGCUCACCAACAUCAGGCCCCUCGUCGACGCGGGGGUGAGGGUGCGGCGGCAGACGUUGCAGCCUGGGGCGGCGUUGUACAUCCCCAUGGGUUUCAUUUGCGUGGAGGUGGCUUCGGAGCAGCGGCAGGUCCACUACGGCGUGAGGAAGAGUUGGUUCACGCACGCCGCGGCGAGCAUCAAGCACUACGAGCAGAUCUUGGGCAUGAUGAAGAUCGAUCCUGCAGGAGACGGCCGCAUGGAUAACAUCCUCAUGGCCAUGAGGGCCGCUGCUGCAGCAGCCAGGUCGGCGGCGCCCGAGCCGCUGGCGCCUGUGAAGAAGGAGCAGUGGGACGUUAUGUCCGCCAAGCUCGGCGAGCUUGUCGACUUGACGGCCGCGGAGCCCAUCUCCGUUGCCGACGACUACUUGUGA
Prorocentrum cordatum is the source of this 2376-nucleotide messenger RNA. The record is from the annotation of a GenBank genome assembly. Lineage: Eukaryota; Dinophyceae; Prorocentrales; Prorocentraceae.